Messenger RNA from Drosophila serrata, 4076 nucleotides. It is a transcript of the gene Unr, whose product is annotated as cold shock domain-containing Unr. Lineage: Eukaryota; Metazoa; Arthropoda; Insecta; Diptera; Drosophilidae. The record is from RefSeq and is a predicted model, not a curated record. Gene Ontology annotation, molecular function: nucleic acid binding.
UAUUGCUUAGUUUUUUUCUCUUUGAUAUAAAAAAUACACAAAAAAUUAAAAAAAAAGCAACUAUAAGAAGAAUACCCUUAAAAGUGAGUGAGGAGAGAUCUACAAUCUCUUUUUUUCGGUCAAACUUCAACUUUAACCCUCGUUCCAAUAUCGUUGUUCUCGUCAUUCGCCUCCAUUUAUCGUGUUUUCGGGUUUAACUUUAACAAAUAUAAAAGCAAGGCAUAAACAAUAGCAGCAAUCGCUAAACAAACCAGUCUCCAAUUUGCUAGUCCUUAUCAGCAUUUCUCUUUGUUUCCUAAUAUAUCUGAUCAAUCAAUUCAUCAUGAAUACGCAAUCGAAGGUUUACCGCACCGGCGAAGAGAUCUACGACAACUUGCCAUGCGAUGGUAGUUAUUUUAACAUGAAUGCCAUUCGCAACCUCGGAAUCCCCACUACUUUUCCUACAAUCGGAACUUUUACGCUUGACUCCACCACAUUGGGAUUGCAGCCGCAGGGCCAGCAGCAGCAGCAGCAGCAGAGCAUGCAUCAUCAUCAACAGCAGCAGCAGCAGCAGCAUCAACAGCAGCAACACCAGCAACAUCAGCAGCAUCAGCAUAUGCAGCAGCAGCAGCAGCAGCAGCAACAUCAACAGCAGCAACAUCAUCAGCAACAGCAGCAGCAGCAGCAACAACAACAACAGCAUCCCACCAUUGGGAUGUUUGAUGCCAACGAGGUGAACGAUGUGAUCCAGAAUCCGCCUCAGAUCGGCGUUUUCCAAUCCAAUAGCGUGCUGACCAACGGGGCUGGAAGCUCUUCCUCUAUCUUUGGCUCCCAGUCAAGCAACUCUUCGGCUGCCGCUGCCACGGAUCCCAGUCAGGCUACCCGGGAAACUGGCAUUAUUGAGAAGUUGCUGCACUCCUAUGGGUUCAUUCAGUGCUGCGAGCGACAAGCGCGUCUCUUCUUUCACUUCUCACAAUUCAGCGGAAAUAUUGAUCAUCUAAAGAUUGGGGAUCCCGUGGAGUUUGAAAUGACAUAUGAUCGCCGUACCGGCAAGCCGAUAGCUAGUCAAGUGUCCAAGAUUGCCCCAGAGGUUGUACUAUCCGAGGAGCGGGUCACCGGCACUGUGACCACCGAGCUGCGCACGGAUAGCGCUAACAAUGUGCUUAGCUCCAGCGAGACCACCGGUCGGAUUAGCUAUGAGAAUCGAGGCGAAUGCUUCUUUUUACCCUAUACCAAAGACGAUGUCGAGGGCAAUGUUAACUUGCGGGCUGGCGACAAGGUCAGCUUUCAAAUCGCAACGAACCAAAGAGGUAACCUGGGCGCCUGCCAUAUUCGCCUGGAAAACCCAGCCCAGCCGGUCAAGUAUCGUGGUGUUGUUUGCUCAAUGAAGGAAUCUUUUGGCUUUAUUGAACGCGCCGAUGUGGUGAAAGAGAUCUUUUUCCACUUCUCAGAGGCUGAGGGGAAUGUGGAACUGCGUCCCGGUGACGAUGUAGAGUUCACCAUCCAGACACGAAGUGUAAGUGGCAGUGGCGAUCCAGCCAAUCCGCAUCUCCUUCAAUCGAAAAUGCAGUCACCGUCGGUGCCGCCGCAGGGCCGUGAAUUUGCGUGCAACAUCACGCGCCUAGCACCGGGAUCGGUGAUUUUUGAGGACGUGGAUAGCACUGUGUACAAGGGUCAGGUGCUCAAGUCGUUGGAUCGCAACAAUCCGGUGCGACAGAACAAUGAUCCGUUGCCGGGUCGCAUUCGUUACAGGGCCUUGGAUUACUCGGAGGUGGAGGUACCGUUCGGGGACAAGGAUCAAAAGGGUGACUUCACCCUGCGUCACGGCGAUUGGGUGCAGUUCCUGCUGGCCACCGAUCGUCGUGAUCAGCUGCAGCGGGCCACCUCGAUUGCCCUGUUGGACGAGACCUUUAAGGUUUCGGGAGAGAAGCGGGAGCAGGGCACUAUUGCCUCGCUCAAGGAGGGAUUCGGCUUUCUCCGAUGCGUGGAGCGUCAGCCACGACUCUUUUUCCACUUUACUGAAGUUCUCGAUACGAGCCGUGAAAUCGAUGUCAAUGAUGAGGUUGAAUUCACUGUCAUCCAGGAACCUGGAUUGGUCUACAACAACUCACGUUUGCAGGCCAUACGCAUAAAGCAUUUGCCGCCCAACUCUGUGCAAUUCGAAACUCUAAUGGCCAGCAACAUUGAGGGCUGCGUGACACGCGAGGCGCCCAAGAGCCCAAUCAAAUCUCAAGAUCGCGUCGAGGGCGGUGUGAUUACCUAUGAGCAUGCCGAUGCUAAAAAGACUAUAAUGUAUUUUCUUAAAGACUGUGAAAAACCACCAAGGAUUGGGGAGCGUGUACGCUUCGAUAUUUACAUAGUCAAACGUAACAAGGAGUGUAUUGCCGUUAAUGUGCAACAAAUUUCGAUGCAGCAACAGCAGCAGCAACAACAACAACAGCAGCAGCAGCAGCAACAGCUGUUGAAUCAACCGAAUGCCAGUGGUAACAUAAACCAAAACGAGCAGCUGUCGAAUGGAAUCAGCGGCAGCAGCUCCAACGCCUCGCUGCAGAAUGGCUAUGUGAUGCACGGCAGCCCCGGUGGCAGCACCAGCAGCAGCGUGGGCAGCAACAAUCCAUCCCAUUUGGACGAUUUCAAGCUGGAGAACAAUAACCAUGCCGGAUCCGAGAACGGCCAGGUUUACCGUGGCUUUAUAGCCGUUAUGAAGGAGAACUUUGGAUUCAUCGAGACCCUGUUGCACGACGAGGAGGUCUUCUUUCACUUUAGCAACUAUCAGGGCAAUCCCAAUUGGUUGGAGCUUGGCCAAGAGGUGGAGUACACUCUUGCCCGGAAUGGAAAUACAUCUGUUUCGGGUAAUUGCCUGCCCGCGGAGAAUGUCCGUAUGCUGCCCAAGAACUCUAUACCGCAGCCAGCGGUCCUGGAAACAGUGCACAAUGGCGUGGUGGCGCGUCCACUACGUUGCAUCAAUCCCGACCAGCAGGAGUAUGCCGGUCUUAUCGAAAUACUCGAUGAACAGCGCACCACCGUCAUCUCGCAGCACGAAUUCGGAAUCACUAGUCUGGUGAACAAGCGAGAUCUCCUCCAAAAGGGUGAUCUGGUUAGUUUCCGUAUCGAUGAGAGUGGACGGGCGGCCGGAGUGAAUGCAGUGCGUCAGAAGAAGCGCGCCACCGUGGACUCGAUCAAGGGCCAGUUUGGAUUCCUCAACUUUGAGGUGGAGGACGGCAAGAAGUUAUUCUUCCACAUGUCUGAGGUGCAGGGUAACACCGUUGCCUUACAUCCCGGCGAUACUGUAGAGUUCUCCGUGGUUACCAAUCAGCGUAAUGGAAAGUCUUCGGCUUGCAAUGUUCUGAAAAUAAACGAUCGUCCUGAUCGUCUGAUCUCGCGUCUCAAGCUCAACGGCGAUGACACUGUGCCGCGCCUAAUACUCAUUCGCGCACCCAAGGGACCGCAGGGCAAGGGCUUCUCCGUGCUAGCUCGGCACCCACGCAUUCCAGGAACCUUGGUGGAGUAGAUUGCUGAAAAAUGAUAAAUGUUGGAUAUUAGAGGCACAUCAAAGACAAUUACCUACAGCUACAGCUAUAAAUUUAAAUAUAUAUUCUUGUACGCGAGCCAUUAAAUAGCGAGCAGGCCAAGCAAACCAAUCAACCAACUAACACAGCAAUCCAAGCAACAUUUAUAACGAAUAUAAACCCUAGAAGCAUGCAACACACUAUUCGAAAAGAUCGUAAUUGAUAAUAGGAAGAAGACGUACAUUUAAUAAUUACAAAACUACUUAUCGGCAACAAGGAGAACUCUUCAUGUCUGAUGGAACGGAAACUUAUUUGUAAUACUACCAACUAACUCUAGCCCCUCCAAGCAUUGUAAGGCUUUGCUUUCUUUGCGAAUGGAAAUUGAAAUUCAAGUGUCUGAGAGAUGGAUGAAACCAAAACGUUUGUAUACGUAUACUAUUUUCUACUAGUUUUGCUUUAGUUAAUAUGAGAAUGAACAACAAAGAAAGCAAGCAAACAUGAUAUAAUCUAUGUAAAGUGAAGUAAUUAUUCUAGAAUGGCAACGAAGAAUCCUUGUUAGAAAUUGUAUAAAAAAAUAACAACUCUUUA